UCCGCGGGCGCCCGACGCGUGUGCCUACGUUCGAUUUUUGAACGGAUUCCGAAACGAUACGGAAACGAGAUAUUUUUUCAUUUCAGUAAAUUAUUCCGGGCUGACUUUCGUUGAUUCAUUUGAAUUCGAAUUUCGAAUUUAAUUUCAGAUUUAUUUCUACAAUCAGCCAGAUACAUAUUAUAAAAACUAUUUUUUGGGCACUAUUAUUGUUAUUUAAAAAAAAAUAACUAUUAAACACAUACAAAUUAAAAAUAAAUCUACAUGGAUACCACGUAACCAGUGACAUUGUCCUCGGAAUAGUGUAAAGAUGUACUUAAAAGUGAAAUUGAAAUGACUGGAUUUUGGAGUGCGAUGGCUGCAAGAAGAUUUGUUAUUGCGUGGGCUGUAUGGCUCGCGUUGCCGUUGGCAACGGGCCAUCUCAAUGUCCUCAUCAGCAAAGCUGAAGUGAUGAAGCUAUUAGGUCUAGACGCAGAGUUGUAUUACGUGAGAGAAGGCGUCGUUAACACCUACGCGACUAGCUUCAUAGUACCCAUACCUGCACAUAUAGCUGACCUGGAAUUCAUGUGGCAAGCUCUUGGAAGAAAGCCGUUGCCGUACGUGAUGGCCAUAGACUACGAGAGCCGAGGCGCCAUGCUGCCGCCUCAGGUCAAUAUAUCCGAGCGCGGUUUUGUUCCUACUACCUUGCAAACGUUUAGGGUCCGUCUGCCGUGCACGGGUACCAGGAGCGCAGAAAUCUUAGUAACUAUGCAGCUAAACAUAUCUUCCCCGGACAGAGCCCAUAAAGACGUCAGGCUGCUCUUUAAAAGGAACAAGAUAUGUUGGAAAGGCUUAUCAUCAGUGGUGACGCACAACGAAACUGCGCGGCUUGCGGGCGACGCGACGCGCGGCUCAAGUGGCGUUCUAUUUGUUGCGGGCGGUUGUGCAGCGGCGGCUUUAGCGUUGCUAGGAGCGGCGGCUGCUGCGAGCACUUUGUACAAACGAGGCAGCAAGGCUAGGCAUCAUGAUUCCAUACACACAUCGUACACCACAGCUGCAUAUGGUAGCCAUCAGAAUGUGCUACUGAGGCUGGACACUCUCGGUCGGCCGCCAAGCUCGACGGGGUCAUAUGCAACCAUAGCUAGCUUACAUAAAUUUCCAUUUGGUAGCCGAAGAUCACCGUCACCGUAUGCGACCACACAUAUUGGAGAGCACAUUUAUGCCAAGCCCGAGUCGAGGGUUUCUUAUUAUGCUGCUUCAAAUCUAACACACGUUUCACAGCAAACUAUUACCAAAGACCGCAUCACGGAUCCAGCAGAGCAACUGCAGUUCCUGACCACAGCUCGGUCGAACAUCCGUCUAGAAAUCUUGGUACAUGAAGGUACCUUUGGUAGAGUAUAUAAAGGAGUGUUCAAGAAAGGUGAUACAUAUGAAGAAGUCAUGGUGAAAACUGUCUCAGAUGCAGCUUCAGCUAUGCAAGCAGCCUUAUUAGUAGCGGAAGGUCUCCGGCUGUGUGGUUUAUCCCAUGCCAAUGUGCUAGCUCCCAUGGCCGCAUGCGCUGAAGAAGCAAGAAGGCCUUUAUUAGUCUAUUGCUGUGCUUCUCACUCUUCCAAUCUUAAGAGGUUCUUGACCUCUUGUCGCCUGGGUCACCAAGCGUCCCCGGCCACCAGGGAACUGGUAGACCUGGGGGCACAAGCGGCCUGUGGACUGUCGUACUUGCAUGUUCAGAGGCUGGUACAUGCUGACGUUGCGGCUAGGAAUUGCAUAGUUGAUGAGAAAUUGAGACUGAAGGUGACAGACAACGGGCUGUCACGUGACCUGUUCCCUGAUGACUACCACUGUCUGGGAGACAACGAGAACCGCCCGGUCAAGUGGAUGGCGCCGGAGACCCUGAUGCAGAACCAAUACACCACCGCAUCUGAUGUGUGGUCCCUGGGAGUGACUUUAUGGGAGCUGGCCACACUUGGUUCUUCGCCAUUGGCUGAAUUAGACGCAGCCGACGUGGGCGCUUUCCUCAGUGGUGGCUACCGACCUUCACAACCCCACAACUGUCCUGAUGAGCUGUACGGCCUAAUGUCCUGGUGUUGGGCCAUCCCUCCCUCAGCGAGACCCACUGCUCCUCAGCUGCUCGCCGCUCUCCACGACUUUAGGCAAGCUCUUAGUACUUACAUCUAAUAUACUUCAUAAAAUUAAAUGUUGUACCACUUCUAUACUUAACUUCUAUGUUCUGCGGUUUAAUUUUAAACUUUAUACGUUUAUACCACGUUUAAAUAUAUAUACUUAUAUAGCUAUAUUACUUAAAGCUUUUAAGAAUAAUUUUAGUUUGAAA
Molecule: messenger RNA, 2305 nt
Organism: Plodia interpunctella (Indianmeal moth)
Lineage: Eukaryota; Metazoa; Arthropoda; Insecta; Lepidoptera; Pyralidae
Gene: Drl-2
Product: tyrosine-protein kinase Drl-like
Exons: 13
Coding region: 331-2151 (606 amino acids)
Biological process (GO): protein phosphorylation; multicellular organism development; cell surface receptor protein tyrosine kinase signaling pathway
Cellular component (GO): plasma membrane; signaling receptor complex
Molecular function (GO): protein kinase activity; ATP binding
Source: RefSeq, a predicted model, not a curated record